CUUUUUGGCCUGUCUGUCAGAAAGUCUGUCAGAAUGUUAUAAACAAACAUCCUGGGGAUCCUGGUGAAGUUGGGUGAUUCUUGUUGUGAAACUAAAAUUUAUCAUCAACAUGGGCGGAUGGGCAUUGGAAAUCGGGAAAAUGGCCCUCUACAUGACGUUCCCGGUCGCAAUGUUCCAUUGGUUCAACCAGCCGGAGUAUUUUGAGAAAUGGGUAACCGAUACUCGGAGGCAGCUGUACCCGCCAGAAAACCCGGCGCACCGCGAAGAGAUUCAAAAGUGCAUUCGAAACGUGCGAGACAAGCAUGAUCAGGAACUUCUGAAGGCUCUGGAGGAGAUCGAAAAGAAGGAACACAAAUGAAUCCGCUUGGUACGAAUGCCUCUGCUGAUAUAUGGCGGCUUCUUUAUAGCAUUGUGAUGGGUUGUACAUAACAUUGGUUAAGUAGUAGAAAAGAAAUAUCUAUAGAU
Messenger RNA from Anopheles coustani, 465 nucleotides. RefSeq names its product protein PET100 homolog, mitochondrial. The record is from RefSeq and is a predicted model, not a curated record. Gene Ontology annotation, cellular component: mitochondrial inner membrane; mitochondrion. The transcript has 2 exons. Bases 110 to 358 code for a protein of 82 amino acids. NCBI's taxonomy places the organism in Eukaryota, Metazoa, Arthropoda, Insecta, Diptera, Culicidae. Gene Ontology annotation, biological process: mitochondrial respiratory chain complex IV assembly.